AUGGCAUCCCCCACCUCGGACGAUAAAAAUGGCUUCGACCAAGAAGCGGUUGGCCUUCCGGACUACCAGAUCCCGCCUCCCGACCUCACGCUUCUGCAACGUCUCACAUUUCGCAGACCGGAGCGAUAUACCGACAACAUGAAGAAAAUGCUCGGCGCCGUCGCUGGGGGCAUCGGCCGCCAGCCCACCCAGGACGAAGUGAACGUCCUCUGCCACAUCGCCUACAAGGAAGCGCAGACCGUUGCCUGGGUAGUUCCCUUGAGCGCCGUGUUGGGCGCUACUCUGACGUGGAUCGGCCGCCGUACCUACCGCUUCCCGUUCUUCCAGCCCAAGUUUGUCAAGUUCAACCCCGAUUUGUUUCCUACCGCGAAGGCGCCGUUUGUGCAAGGCCGUCUGGCGAACCGGCUGUGGCACAACACGAGGUUCGUGGCCUACUUCGCCCUUUCCAGUAUACUGAUUGCCCCUUUCAUGGGCUCGUAUGCGACCGCGGUGGCCAUGGCUACCGCUCAGCGCGAUGAGCGUCUCGCUCAGUUCCGCAAGGACAUGAAGCCGGAAAGGUUGGUCUUGACCACCGCUGCCAAGUUGCCGUCCAUCGAACUCGACCGGCAACGACAGCGGACAGUGUCUGCCAUACAAGCGCUCGAGAGAGAACUGGCCAAGUUCCCCACGGAAGAUCAAGUGGCCCUGAAAGCCGGGCCCGAAAACGCCGACAAGGAGGUCCAGGGACUUCAGCAGGCUAUUGCCUUGUUGCAGGGAAAAAUUGCAGAGUACCGCAGGAUCUUGGAUCACCUUGAUGAACUCAUCGAGAAGAGGAGAAAAGGCGGCGUCGAUGGUGCCUCGGCACAGAACCAGGACUACGAGACUCUUAGUGGAUCGGGCUUCGCCGAUGGCUACACCCUACCCACUCAGUUGAACAAUGUUCCUCCUUUAGACUCGUCUAGAGAUCCGGAGGAACGCCGCGGAUGGGGUUCAAAGAACUCGACAUUCCGACAAAGCAGCAGUGCAUCCGACGACCCGGAUUUUGACGACGCAUCGCCUAGUGCGCCUAAUACACCAAACACCGGGCUCCAGUCAUCGACUCAGUCAUCGAAAACUGGCUCGGCGUGGGAUCGCCUACGCCAGGCUUCGAGACAGCCCCCGCGGACACCGGGUGGUUCCCAGAACCAGCAGAGCGAGUCUGAUGCGUACUACGCUUAUGAUGCCGUCGACAAGGAGAAAACCGCAGAGAAGGACAAGGCGCAAGCCGAAUUCGAUGCGAUGAUCGAGAGGGAGCGGAAGGGUGACGCAGGGCGAAGCAAUGAGCGGAAUAGUCGCUGGUGA
Molecule: messenger RNA, 1320 nt
Organism: Colletotrichum higginsianum IMI 349063
Lineage: Eukaryota; Fungi; Ascomycota; Sordariomycetes; Glomerellales; Glomerellaceae
Exons: 1
Coding region: 1-1320 (439 amino acids)
Source: RefSeq, a predicted model, not a curated record